This is a messenger RNA of Eurypyga helias (sunbittern), 581 nucleotides long. Its product is annotated as cytochrome c oxidase assembly factor 7. The record is from RefSeq and is a predicted model, not a curated record. NCBI's taxonomy places the organism in Eukaryota, Metazoa, Chordata, Aves, Eurypygiformes, Eurypygidae. The transcript has 2 exons. The annotation marks the transcript as partial. Gene Ontology annotation, cellular component: mitochondrial intermembrane space. Gene Ontology annotation, molecular function: protein binding.
CUGCGCGACAACUGCGAGGUGCACGGGCACAGCGAGAGCUGCUACAAGCUGGGCGCCUACCAGGCCGUCGGCAAAGGAGGACUCGACCUGGAUUUGAAAGCUGCCUACAGCUCUUUUCUGAAGUCAUGUGAGAAAGGUGGGAAGAAGUCAGUAAACGCGUGUCAUAAUGUUGGGCUGUUGGCCCAUGACGGGAGAGUAAACGAUGAUAAACCUGACCCAGUCACUGCUAGAGACUAUUACACAAAAGCCUGCGAUGGCAAUUUUGCUCCUAGCUGCUUCAACCUCAGUGUAAUCUACCUCCAGGGAGCAGCUGGGGUCCCUAAGGACAUGAACCGAGCGCUGGAGUACUCGCUGAAAGGGUGCGAGCUGGGUCACAUAUGGGCUUGUGCCAAUGCCAGUCGAAUGUACAAACUGGGAGAUGGCAUCCAGAAGAAUGAUGCCAAGGCUGAGGAUUUGAAAAACAGGGCAAAACAGUUGCAUAAGGAACAGAAAGAAGCCUCAAGUUCUUUAACGUUUGGGGAGUAAAGCUGUCAGUUGCAGUUAUCAAGACUGCAUUUUUAAAUCAGAGCUUGUGAUUUAAA